ACGAAGUCCACAUAUACAGCCCCUUAGCAAACUCCCUCAAGAUCACCAUGGGCAUGACCGUGAAAACCAGCAAAAAACAAGACCCAUCACCUGCUUUUUUAGAAACAGUGGAUGAAAUCAUGAGACUCUAUAAAUCACUUCCGUCACGGCCCUCCAUUGAAGAAGUUGAAGCAGCCAUUUCUGUGAUCAAGACUGUCAACAGUGAAGAGCAGGCAAGGCUUGAUGAUAUUGCAGAGCUAGACUGUCCUCAAGAUGUCCCACAGGAACUCUUCUCCAUGCUACAACAAGCGAGAAAGAACGUGGUGUUGUUUCAAAGCCAAGAACAGAGAAAGGAGGUUCUUUACUUGGUUGAAGUUGACAAGAUGUUUGAGAACUUCGAUGGGUUGAUACAGAGAGUUUCUUUGUUGGUUUCUGGGGAUACCCAGAAGGAGAAACUGAUUUCUAUCAGUGAGUCAGUUGAAAAAACUGAGAAAGAAAGUGUGGUUAGUGAUGAAAGUUUGAUCAAGAAAAAAGAGCAUGGAGAAUCGGAUAAAGAUGGCUUCAAGGAUUUGGUGAAGAGCUCUUCCACGAAGGCUGCUUUCUUUUCGGGUGAAGUGAACUCUGAGAAGCUGAGUCUGAUGAAGGUGGCAGCAGUCAUAGAAAAAUCUGCAAAUACUGGAGCUGUAGUUCUUGAUCUUAGAGGCAAGUUGAUGGAUCAAAUUGAGUGGCUUCCUCUGUCACUUGGGAAAUUAUUGUUCAUUACUGAAUUGGACUUGUCUGAAAACCGAAUCAUGGCACUUCCAACCACCAUUAGCGGCCUCAAAGCCUUGACAAAGUUGGACGUCCACUCCAACCAACUAAUAAACCUUCCUGGGUCAUUUGGAGAGCUAAUCAAUCUGACCGAUCUUGAUCUCCGGGCAAACAGGUUAAGAUCACUGCCAGCUUCUUUUGUGAAGUUGACAAAACUUGAAAAUCUUGAUUUGAGUUCAAAUCAGUUCACUCAAUUGCCAGAGACUGUUGGGAGUUUGACCAGCUUGAAGAUACUAAACGUGGAUACAAAUGAACUUGAGGAGGUUCCUUACACAAUUGGAAGUUGCACGUCACUUGUGGAACUGAGAUUAGAUUUCAAUCAGCUCAGAGCACUUCCUGAGGCAAUCGGAAAGCUUGUAUGUUUGGAGAUUCUCGCUUUGCACUAUAACAGAAUUAGAGGGUUACCUACAACGAUGGGCCAUCUUUCCAACUUGAGGGAACUUGAUGUAAGCUUCAAUGAACUAGAAUCCAUACCUGAAAACCUGUGUUUUGCAGAAAAUCUCAAGAAAUUGAGUGUUGCCAAUAACUUUGCGGAUCUAAGAUCGUUACCACGAAAUAUUGGAAACCUCGAAUUGCUUGAGGAGUUGGAUAUAAGUGACGAUCAGAUAAGAGUCUUGCCAGAUUCUUUUAGGCUCUUGUCAAAAUUGAGAGUUUUUCGUGCUGAUGAAACUCCAUUGGAAAUCCCACCAAGACAAGUAACUAUUUUGGGCGCUCAGGCUGUUGUUCAGUUCAUGGACGACAUCGUUAACAAGAGAGGCGCAAACCGUCAAUUGUCGAAGAAGAAGGGGUUUUGGCACAGGGUCAGCUCAAUCCUUUGGCCUUUCAGGAGCAGCUAAGCCAUGUAGUUCACAAAACACUUGAAGUUAUAUGUUUAGCCUUGAUGUGCAUAGAUUUAUAUAUCAUUCCUUAAGACCACGCUGGUUUUGCUUGUUUCUAGUGUAAUGAGAGAAAAAAAAAAAAAAGAUCUCUCUAUAUAUAUAUUAUGUGAAACAAAAGUCAUCGAGUAAUGACAAAAUAUUGAUUUAA
Populus euphratica (Euphrates poplar) is the source of this 1815-nucleotide messenger RNA. RefSeq names its product plant intracellular Ras-group-related LRR protein 5-like. Gene Ontology annotation, cellular component: postsynaptic density; basolateral plasma membrane; postsynaptic membrane. Bases 48 to 1625 code for a protein of 525 amino acids. NCBI's taxonomy places the organism in Eukaryota, Viridiplantae, Streptophyta, Magnoliopsida, Malpighiales, Salicaceae. The transcript is spliced from 3 exons. Gene Ontology annotation, biological process: neurotransmitter receptor transport, endosome to postsynaptic membrane; establishment or maintenance of epithelial cell apical/basal polarity; embryo development. The record is from RefSeq and is a predicted model, not a curated record. Gene Ontology annotation, molecular function: protein kinase binding.